AUGCGACACAAUUUAAUUGAACCGGGUGACAAUGAAGAUAUUACCAACGAACGGCUAGGCUCAUCUUUUUCGGUUGGCAAAUUGGCCGCAUUCAUACAUGGUGGUGAAGAAAAGCUUCGUAGAAGACAUGAAAUAUUGGAGUUUGUAGAGUCUCAGGAGGAUUUUCAAGAUCCCAUUCCACCUGAAUUCAUGAGCCGUAAGGAACGAGUUGAGAAUAAUGCUCGGAAGAUCGUAGCAAUGACCAAUAAAGUAUCGUUUAUUGAUCAGUCGGAUGUGUUCGAAGAAGGACUAUUUUUUCAAAGUCUGAUAAUGGGACGUGAUUUCCAUGCAAUGUCGUUGCACUACUCGAUGUUCAUACCAACUAUUCAAGGACAAGCGGAUGAUGAUCAAUUGGAUUACUGGCUUCCGUUGGCUGUUACUCGAGCCAUCAUUGGGACUUAUGCACAAACCGAACUUGGACAUGGUACUAAUAUUUCCAAGUUGGAAACAACGGCAACAUAUGAUCACAAAACAGAUGAAUUCGUGCUGCAUACACCAUCAGUUUCGGCAACAAAAUGGUGGUCAGGUGGUCUUGGGAAGUCAUCAAAUCAUGCCAUAAUUCCUGCACAACUUAUCAUUAACGGAAGCAACAAAGGCUUACAUAUGUUCAUUGUUCAAUUCAGGGAUCUGGACACUCACAUGCCUUUGCCUGGCAUCACAGUUGGAGAUAUUGGCCCUAAAAUGGGUAUUCCUGGCACUGAUAAUGGCUUCCUUAUAUUCAACAAUUACCGCAUCCCACGUAAAAAUAUGUUCAUGCGUUAUUCAAAAGUCCUAUCAAAUGGUGAAUACAUUGCUCCGAAGCAUUCCAAACUGCGUUAUGGUACAAUGGUAUUUGUACGGUCAAUUAUGGUACGAGAUCAAGCUAUGCAAUUGGCUGCUGCAGUUACAAUAGCUAUACGUUAUUCUGCUAUUAGAAGGCAAGGAGAAUGGAAACCUGGUUCAAAUAAAGAAGUUCAAAUACUUGAUUAUCGAACGCAACAGUACCGUAUUCUUCCUUAUCUUGCUCAGUCGUUUGUGUUUUUGUUUACCGCAACGGAAGUGAAAGAUUUAUAUAUGAGGGUCAGUGAACAACUUUCGGCUGGUAUUACUGAACUGGUGCAUGAAUUGCACAUUCUCUCUUCAGGCUUCAAAGCUGUCAUCACAUGGGAGGUCGCAAAGGGUAUAGAACAGUGUCGAUUGGCCUGUGGUGGACAUGGUUAUUCACAUGUAUCUGGUUUGCCAGAAAUUUAUUCUUUCGCCGUUGCUGGUUGUACGUACGAAGGGGAAAAUAUCGUCAUGCUGCUUCAGGUUGCACGCUUUUUAAUGAAAACAGUCAAAGAAAUACAGUCCAGCAAUGCUCAUUUAGCAGAAAUUGCCAGAUACCUGCUUGGUGAUAAGAAAUAUAAAUCCCGUUUUCGAGUAUGGCAAACAGCUAAAUAUGAGGAUUUGAUUGAGGAUUUCGAACAAGCUGCUAGAAACCAGAUAUAUUCCACAUUUGAUUAUCUACAACAGCUUCAAAAAAAUAAUCUUUCUCCUGAAGAAGCAUGGAACUGCGCUUCUGUUGAGCUAUGUCAAGCAAGUCGACUGCACAUUCUUUGUUUUAUGGCAAAAAGUUAUUUUUUAAAAAUAGCACAAUGCACUGAACCAGAGAUUAUACGAAUAUUGAACCUGAUUGGCAAACUUUACUCUCUUCAUACGAUUUCCACUCAUUGUUACUCCUUUAGGAAAGCGGAUUAUAUGACGGAUGAACAAAUGAAAAACGUUAAAUGUGGUAUCUAUGAAAUAUUGGGAAAAUUACGUCCGGAUGCUGUAGCCAUAGUAGAUUCAUUUGAUUUUUCGGAUCGUGAACUUCAUUCUGUUCUUGGUCGACGUGAUGGUAAUGUUUAUGCGGCAAUGCUUGAAUGGGUGAAACAUUCAGAAUUGAACAAGACUGAAGUAUUAUCAACAUUCAAGAAGUUUUUGGGACCAAUGAUGGAGAGUGGUCGAUCAAAAAUUUAA
Messenger RNA from Cercopithifilaria johnstoni, 2016 nucleotides. Lineage: Eukaryota; Metazoa; Nematoda; Chromadorea; Rhabditida; Onchocercidae. The record is from the annotation of a GenBank genome assembly.